Molecule: messenger RNA, 4636 nt
Organism: Cuscuta campestris
Lineage: Eukaryota; Viridiplantae; Streptophyta; Magnoliopsida; Solanales; Convolvulaceae
Source: the annotation of a GenBank genome assembly
ACACACACACACACACACACACAUAUACUUGCUAAACCUGGAGUUCAAGAGAGGUUCAUUGAAUACUUGUCUCAGUUUUAUUCAACUGGUUUUGGUUUUAUCAAGCCGGUAAGGUCUGCGUACUACCCUCGCCAGAUCCUACUUUUUGUGAGAUUUCACUGCGUUUGUUGUUGGGCUAGAGCUCCUAUCUCCCUAAUAUUGUGCUUCUUCUUUGAAAAUAUGUGUAUGAAUACAUCUAAGUUGCUGCUCAUAUGUGAAGGAGGUGAACACAACCCCAACCUGCAGAUAUUCCUCUCCUUUGUAGUUGGUUCUUUAGGAUGUUGGCUUUUUCUAGUUGGUUCUUUAAGGUUCGGUCGGUUUUUUUUAACACAUUAACCUCGAGCCAAACUACAUAUGGAAAUGUAGGUUUCGGCAGGUUCAGUUUGUGGGUAGGUGUCAGUUCUUGGAGUUAUAGCACCAUAAGCAAUGAAUUGAAGCAAUGAUAGGUAUUGCUUUUAGUGUAUGGGGUUUAAUUCCCAUUUAAGUUUAGCAAUAAGCAAGAUGGAUGAACAUGUAGAUAGUUGUUUUUACCUAUUAGGGAUUUUCUUAUAAAUAGAAAAAAGGUCUUAAUUACUAAACACCAAAAAUUUAUAUAAAAGUGCAAACAUGUUCAAAUUUAUAUAAAAAGUGUUUUUCAAUUUUCUUCAUAGGAAUUGAGAAAUUUUUCAACCCCUCAUAAAGGUUUUUAUUUAUAGUAUUAGUGCAUACCAGUUUUCUUAAUACUGAUUUUUUGUUGGUUUUUCUAGUUUAAGUAUUUACUGUUUUUUUAAAAAAUAAUAACGGGGUAAUUUCUUAGCACUAUAUGCCUUCUUCCAUGUUUUAUUGACAUUUUAAAAGAUGACAGUAACAAUUUGUCUACUCUUGUGUACUAGGAUGAGGUUUGUACUUUUUCUUUUUGUAUUAGAUCUAACGUUUUAUCGAUAGCUGCAUCAAGAAUAUUUAUGCAGAAGCCCUUGUGGGUUUGAAAACUUGCACACGAGUAUGAUAUUUACCUGAAAUUAUGAUCCGGGCUCUUCGUGAUCUUGGUCAACUUAAUUGAUCGCGCGAAUAUUUCCAAGCUUCUCUCAUUCCCAUCUUACCCUUUUGAUUCAUUGAGAAUUACAUGUUUUUGUUGUUAUUGUUAUUGUUUUUUACCCAUUAGGACAGGCAUGACAUUUUUGUUGUAUGGAUUGUGUUAUGAUCAAGUUUGGUGUGCACCUUUUUUGCUUCCCCUUCAUCAUAGCUGAACGCCCUGAUCUACAAAUUCUUGUUACUACUGCUCCUUGCUGCUACUCUUCUUACGAUUCUUAUCGCUGUUGUUGUUCUUAUUAGUAAAUCAUGUAAUUUAUGUUUGCGGAAAAUCAAUCAGGGCUGUGAUGAUGAUGAAAUUCUGUAUAGUUCAUUAAAAGAUUGGUCCGACCCGUAUAUUGGCGGGGCGACCUCCGGGUCUGCAGCCAUGGAGGUAUGGUCUUUCCCUCACUUUACUUUGCAGAUCUGAGCCUAAUUUACGCGAUCAAGCCACAAAUUCAAGAAUGAGUUUGUAGAGAGAUUUGGGUCCUUUUUCAAGAAUGCUGUAGCAAAAGUGAAACCAUUGCUGUUUUUGAGCCUCUUGUUUUCAGGCAAAUUCUUGCAGUGAUGAUAAAAUAUCUCGGGUUGAAACAGCAAGGAGAAACUGAACCGUAUCUUGGCGAGGCAACCUCUAGGAUUUGCAGCCAUGGCGGUGUCUUAAUCCUUUGCUUCAUUAUAUGUAUUGUUUGUCUGAGCCUGCACUCUAUAUGAACCUCUCUAUGUAUUCAUCCAUCUAUAUGUCUUUCUGAUUGAAAAAUAGGGGUUACCCUCUGAAAAUGGUGAGCUGAAUUUUCCGAAAUUAAAAGCAUUUGGUAAAAUUGAUUUCCAUCCAAUCAAGCCAAUAAUGUCUAUUUGGACCCUGCGAUGAAAUGUUGAUUAUAACAUCUACGGAUUGGCUGUGAUGAUGGAUAUGUUGAGUUGAUCGGGUAGAGGAAUAAGUAUGCUGUAUCUUGGCGUGGCAACAACUGGUUUGCAGCCAUGACAGCAUCUUUGUCCUUGCUUGAUUGUGAUUGACUUCUGAGCCAUUUGCGUAGACAGAAACCUUCCCCAGACCAUACUCUUGUUGGAUUUUACUAGUUUGUUGCUGUUCAAAGUCAUGUCAUUUCUAUUCUAAAAGGUAAAACAAUUUAUAUAAAAAAAAAUACUUCUCCUCGCCAAUUGUUUCCCUUUCUCUAGCAAUUUUGUUAUUCAAACAUACCCUAAUUUUCUUCUAAUGGAAUUAUGAGCCAAAUGCGUUGUUUGGUGAGAGUAUGGGAUGAUUUGGGUGUUCUUUUGAUGAUACACUUUUAAUGAUUUCUUUCCAUUUCCGCACAUUCAACAGCCCUAAAUAUAAAUUUUGCUUAGUAUAAAUUUCUAAAAAUGAAUUGUUGAUUAUAACAUCUAUGGAUUAGCUGUGAUGAUGGAUAUGUUGAGUUGAUUGGGUAAAGGAAUAAGUAUGCUGUAUCUUGGCAUGGCAACCACUGGUUUGCAGCCAUGGCAACAUCUUUGUCCUUGCUUGAUUGUGAUUGACUUCUGAGCCAUUUGGGGAACUGGUGUGCGAGGAAGGCCGGCGGAAGAAGGAAGAAGAUGAGACUGAGCAGAUUCAGAGCAAAAUAAAUCCCUGAAUCCCUCCUCCGAGCAAGAUGCUGCUUCUGAACCACCCUACGGCGGCAGCCGCCGCCAAUGCCGCACUCUUCCCCCGCCAUCAGCGCAGCGAUCUCUCUCCGGAUCUGUCCCUUCCGCUGCGGUCCUUCCCAUCCGGAUCCGGACUUUCGAGCUCCCGUCUUCUCCCGCCGCUCACCACUUCCGGCAACCCCGUCUCUCGCUGCAUCACGCGCGCAUUCCCAUGGAGUCCCCGCAAAAAUGAAAUCGUGGAGUACGAGAAGCGUCCGAAGGAGAAGUGGAUUCGUUAUUUCGAGAAACUGGCUGCUGUGCGGAAUCCGGAGAAGGGCGUUGCUGCUGUGUUGAAUGGUUAUGAGAGUAAGGGCAAGAGGGUCAACACAAUUUAUCUUUUUCGUGCGGCCAGGAUGUUGUGCAAGGCGAAGCUUUACAAGCACGCUCUUGAGGUAUAUAGAUGGAUGGAAAGCAAACCACCAGACACGUACCCAGUAACCACAAAAGACAGAGCCUUUAAGUUAGACCUGAUAUACCAGGCGCAUGGAGCUUCAAGCGCUGAAGAUUACUUCAUGUCACUGAAAGAAUCUGUUAGGGACAGGCUGGUACAUGGUGCACUUUUAAAAGUCUAUGUCGAUUGCAAAAUGAAGGAAAAAGCAGAAUCUUUAUAUGCUACAAUGAAAGAAAAAGGUAUGGUAGACUCUGCACUUUUUACAAAUGCUAUGAUGACACUGUACACAGGCCUCGGAGAAUUCGACAAGGUGGAUCCAAUAAUUUCAGAAAUGAAAAAGAAAGGCUUCUCGUUAGACGCGUGUUCAUACAAUAUCUGGUUAACAUCACUCGGGGCUCGAAGGUCUUUUGAAAAGAUGGAUCAAGUCUUUGAUUCGAUGAAGAAGAAGCCCAGCAUUGAUAUUGGAUGGGAUACAUAUAGUAUCAUGGCUGCAGUGUAUAUUAAGAUGGGAUAUUUUGAAAGUGCUGAAGAGUGUUUGAAACAGGUAGAGGGCAAAAUCGAUGGUCAAAAUCGCACCCCUUAUGAUCACCUCAUUAGUCUCUAUGGUGCUCUUGGUAAACCCAGAGAUGUCCACCGUCUUUGGAUUGAUUACAAGUCAAAAUUUACAACUUUGUCAGAUAAAGAUUACCGUGAGGUAAUUAAAUCCUUGUUGAGAUGUGGUGAUGUUGAAGGUGCUGAAGUUAUUUAUGAUGAAUGGUUAUCAACAAAGCCAACACCAUACGACCCGCGCAUAGGAAAUCUUCUAUUGGCGUGCUAUGUGAAGAAUGGGGAAACAGAGAAAAUCAAAGCGUUCUUCAACCAAAUGGCCGAAUUGGGAGGGAACCAGAAUCCAAAAACGUGGGAGAUUCUAGCCGCCCAUGAGAUCAGAGGGAAAAGAGUUGCAGAGGCUUUGUCUUGCUUGAAAGUAGCUGUUUCUGUUAACCAAUCAAAAAAAUGGAAACCAGAACGUGCCCUCGUGUCUUCUAUUCUCAAGAGCUGUGAGGAAGAAGGUGAUGCUGCAAAUAAGGAGAUGUUAUUUGAGGUGUUGAAGGAAACUGGGUAUCUUCAUGAUGAAAUGGAGAAGGGUGCUGAAAAUGGAGAAGGGAUACAAUCUGCGUGAGACAAAGCCGUGUCAUCAUUUAUCGAACCUUUGCAGUGCCGGAGCCCCAACACAAUUUGGGUUGGGGGGGAGGGGCAAUUUAGUCCAAGAAUGUGAAGACCAAAAUUUCCUGUUUCAGAAAUAAAAGUGUCAUCUUUGUGCUGUGUUGGUGAUGGCUUUGGACAACUGAAUAUUAGUGACUGUCAAGUGUAGAUUGUUGAAUUGGUAUGAUUGGACCAAUGUAAUGCACAUUUUAUUUUGAUGAGCUUAUGAUUUUCUCUCAACUUUUCUGAGUUUUCUCCUCUCCUUUUUCCUCAAAAACAAGUUCAAUUUGAUGCACAUUUUGGCACCUGUUCAACUCUCUUUUA